CUGGGCGGGGCCUUCCCGGCUGACGGCCUGCGUGCACUGCGCUUGCGCGGGUUGAGGGCGGUGGCUCAGGCUCCUGGAAAGGACCGUCCGCCCCUCCGCGCUGGCGGUGUGGACGCGGAACUCAGCGGAGAAACGCGAUUGAGAGCAGUGUGUGGAUUACACUAUCACUGGAAAAAUACGAAUUGAGAAGAAGGAAAAGACUGGAAGAUGCAGACCUUGGUUCCUGUUAGUGGAAACACUGUAAGGUCCCAGAAAUGGAAAAGAAAAUGAAAUAAAUCAGCAGUUAUGAGGCAGAGCCUAAGAGAACUAUGGCAACAUCAGGUGACUGUCCCAGAAGUGAAUCGCAGGGAGAAGAGCCUGUUGAGUGCAGUGAGGCUGGUCUCCUGCAGGAGGGAGUACAGCCAGAGGAGUUUGUGGCCAUCGCGGACUACGCUGCCACCGAUGAGACCCAGCUCAGUUUUUUGAGAGGAGAAAAAAUUCUUAUCCUGAGACAAACCACUGCAGAUUGGUGGUGGGGUGAGCGUGCGGGCUGCUGUGGGUACAUUCCGGCAAACCAUGUGGGGAAGCAUGUGGAUGAGUACGACCCCGAGGACACGUGGCAGGAUGAAGAGUACUUCGGCAGCUAUGGAACUCUGAAACUCCACUUGGAAAUGUUGGCAGACCAGCCACGAACAACUAAAUACCACAGUGUCAUCCUGCAGAAUAAAGAAUCCCUGACGGAUAAAGUCAUCCUGGAUGUGGGCUGUGGGACUGGGAUCAUCAGUCUCUUCUGUGCACACUAUGCGCGGCCUAAAGCGGUGUACGCGGUGGAGGCCAGUGAGAUGGCACAGCACACGGGGCAGCUGGUCCUGCAGAACGGCUUUGCCGACAUCAUCACCGUGUACCAGCAGAAGGUGGAGGAUGUGGUGCUGCCCGAGAAGGUGGACGUGCUGGUGUCUGAGUGGAUGGGGACCUGCCUGCUGGUGAGGGCGGGCGUGCGGGCAGCUGGGGGCCCGAGAAGGUGGACGUGCUGGUGUCUGAGUGGAUGGGGACCUGCCUGCUGAGGUGCUAGUUCUGGUGCCCACACGCACACACACAAAACCAUCAACUCUUCUGGAUUCCUUGGUUUUAAAGCUUGCCUCAUACAAAGUACGGAGACAUCUUUUUCAGGAAACAUUGCCACCACAUGCUUGAAGGACCGCUUAUGGCUACACUUAGACAUCUUCAACCAAGGUCUCUUCACCUCCUUCUACAACAAUGCACUUUGUCUGCACUGGGACAAAAAAUGACAGCCUUUUUUCUUUUCUUGAUUUUUUUUUUUUUUUUUUUUUGGUGUGGAGCAUUUCCGAACUUUCACGUCAUAAAAAAUGCAGCAUAGUUAAUCAGCAGCUUGCACUUCUGAGGGCACAUUCACCUCGGGGGAGGAGGAAGGAGGAGGAGCUGGUGGGUGCUGAGACUGCAGUGUCCUCCUUCCCAGCAGCUGGACCCAGAGACUGGGCACCAAUUUUUUUUGAUGAAAUUAUCCUAAGGAAAUAAUCAAAUUUGUACAGAAAUUUAUGUUAAAAAAUGUUCAUGGCAGCACCAUUUAAAAUGGGGAGAAAAUUGGAAACAACAGAAUUGUAGCAAUACAUAUGAUCAUUAAAAAUUAUGUUUUAGAAAGAUUUUUAACAGUCUUUGGAAAAAGUUGGUGACAUGUUGCUAGUUUUUAAAAAAAGUACAAAGAGUAUGUACAGUAUGAUUCCAAUUUUGUGUUUAAAAAUUAGACAUAGUGGUAACCUAGCUUCAGUUCCAGAUAAGAUGGAGAAGGCAUACUCCUUUCAUGUCUCCCACUGAAUGCAGCUAUAAAUCCUGGAGAGUAGACAGGGAGAAACUAUUUGAGGACUCUGGAACAAAGACAUAGUAGCAAUCGACUGGUGAAGAAGACAAGAAUUUGAAGUACGGUCAAGUAUCUGUGGGCUCCACAUCUGUAGAUACAACCUACAUGUAUUGAAAAUAUCAGAAAAUAAAAAUAACAAUACAACAAUAAACAUCAAUACAAAUAACACACCAAUACAGUAUAGCAGCUACUUACAUAACACUGACAUUGUAUUAGGUAGAAGUAAUCUAGAGAUGAUUUAAAGUCUGUCGGAGGAUGUGUGUAGCCUGUAUGUAAAAACCACGUUAUUUUAUAUGGGGGACUUUAGCAUCCAAGGAUUUGAAUAUCCACGGGGGGUCCUGGAACAAGUUCCCCAUAGACACCAAGAAACAACUGUAUUCCUGAAACAGUCUUGAGUUAUCAUUUUCUUUCUUCUCCCUCUAUGUAUGUACAUAGAGUGUACAUACAUAGAGUGAGAAGCAAAGAAGGUCCAUGAAAUGGACCAAUUCUUUUGAAAACUGCAAAUUACCACAGUUCAUCUAACAUGAAAUAGAUAACCUGAAUGGUCCAAUAACUAGUAAAGAUAUUGAAUUAAUAGUUUAAAAACCUUCUGAAAGGUAAAUCUCUACCCUAAAUGAUUUCACUGGUGAAUUCUAUCAACACAUUUAAUGAAGAAAAAACUCCAGUUCUAAACGACUUUCAGAAAAGAAGAGGGAACACUUCCUCACUCAUUAUAUGAGGUAAGCAUUGCCCUAAUACCAAAACCAAUGUUAACACAAAAUAUGAAACCUACAGACCAAUAACCCUCAUGAACAUAAAUGUAAAAAUCCUCAAGAAAACAUUAGCAAAUUUAAACCAGCAGGAUAUAAAAGGAAUAAUAAUACACCAUAACAAAAAAAGAAACUAUCCUUGGAAUGCAAGGCUGGUUCAAUAUUUGAAAAUCAAUCAUUGUAAUCUACCAUAUUAACAGUCUGAAGAAGAAAAAUCAUGAUUAUAUCAAUACAGAAAAAAAUUGACAAAAUUCAACAUCAGUUCAUGAUAAAAUUCUCAGCAAACUAGAAAUGGAAGGAAAUUUAACAUGACAUAGGACAUCUACAAAAAAACCUACAGAAAAUCCUAAGGAGUCUAUGAGAAAAUUUCCUAAAACUAGUAAGUGAGUUUAACAAGAUCACAGAGUGCAAGGUCAUCAUACAGAAGUCAUUUUUAUAUCUUAGCAAUGUACAAUUAGAAAUUAAAGAAUAUCAUUUACAGUAGCUUCAAAAAUAUGAAAGGCUUAGAAAUCUAACAAAAUGUGAUCUGGAUGCUGAAAAUGAUGAGAUGAUAAUGAAAGAAACCCCAGAAAACCUAAAUAAAUGGAGAGAGAAGAAGGCUCAACCUAGUAAAGAUGUAUGUUCUUUUUAAAUUGAUCUGUAGACUUAAUAAAAUUCCAAUUAGAAUCCAAGCAGGAUUUGUUCUUCUAGAUAAGCUCAUUAUGAAAUGUAUAUGGAAUGUAAAGGAACUAGUGCUAUGGUUUGUCCCCACCAAAUCUCAUGUUGAAAUUUGAUCCUCAGUGUGGUGGUGUUGGGAGGUGGGGCCUAGUGGGAGGUGUUUGGGUCAUGGGUGUGGAUCCCUCAUGAAUAGAUGAAUGCCCUUCCUCGUGGGUAGAUAAGUGAGUUCUAGCUCUUUCAGGUCCCAACAAGAGCUGGUUGUGAAAAAGAGCCUGGCACGCCCACUUGCCUCUGCUCCCACCCUGGGGUCUCUGCACGUGCCAGCUCCCCUUUGCUUUCCACUGUGAGGGGAAAUAGCCUGAAGCCCUCACUGGAUGCCCAAUCCUGAACUUUCCCAACCAGCAGAACCACGAGCCAAAUAAACCUCAUUUCUUUAUAAAUUACCCAGCCUCAGAUAUUCCUUUUUGGCAACACAAAAAUGGACUAAGAGAACUAGUGUAGCUGAUAGAAUUUUUUAGAAGAAAGGUAAAGUUGGAGGAACUAUACUACUUGAUUUUGAAGCUACAGUAACCAGGACAAUGUGGUGAAGGGACAGACACGUAAGUCAAUGGAACGGAGACGAGAGAUUUCUACAAAUAUGGUCAAUGGGUUUUUUUAACAAAGGUACAAAAAUCUAUUUAAUGGAGAAAAGACAGUCUUUUCAGCAAAUGUUACUGGAAUAGUUGUCAUCCAUAUCUAAAAAACAACACCUCAACCUCACAUCUCAUACACAGCUGAACUUAAAAUUGAUCAUAGAUCUAAGUGUGUGAAAUGUAAAACUAUAAACCUCCUUGAAAAAAUCAUAGAAAAUCUUCAUCACCUGGACUUGGGCAAAGACUUUUUACUCUAAAAGCAUGAUCCAUAACAGAAAAUGUUGAUAAAUUGAAUUUCAUCAAAACUAAAAAUGACUGCUCUGCAAAAGGAUGAUGCUAAGAGAAUAAAAAAGACAGGCUAAGAUUAGGAGAAAAUAUUGCAAAGAACAUAUCCAGUGUGUGUGCUGAAUAUACAGAGAAAUCUCAAAACUCAACGGGAAGAAAACAAGCCAAUUGAAAAUGGGCAAAGUACUUGAACAGACACUUUACCAAAGUGGAUAUACAGAUAUCAAAUACACACAUGAAAAGAUGUUCAGCAUAGCCAUCAGGGAAAUGCACAUUAAAGCCACAGUGAGAUAUCACUUACACCCAUUGAAAAAUGACUACAAUAAAAAAAAAUCUGAUAGUAAUACCAACUGUCAUUGAGGAUGAGGAACAGCUGCAAGUCGUGCAUUACUGGAGGGAACAUGCCACUGUGGAAACAGGUGGGUGGUUUCUUAUAGACUUGUAUGUGCACUCACCUUAUGCCCAGGAGUCCCUCUCCUGUGUGUUCAACCCAGAGAUAUGCAAGCUGUGUUCACACAAAAACCUGUACGUGAAUGAUUAUACUAGCUCUCUUUAUAAUUGCAAAAAAAAAAAAAAAAACCUGGAAUCAACCCAAGUGUCCUUCAUCUGGAUAAUCCUUAAGGAUAAACUGGUGUGUCCACACAGUGGAAUACCACUGAGCAGUGAAGAGGAGCCAGUUAUUGAAACAGGUAAUUUGGAGGAACCCCAGAAACGGUACAGUGAGUGAAAGAAACUUGUCUUGAAAGGUUAUGUACUGUUUGGUUCCAUUUAUAUGAUAUUCUCAAAAAGACACAAGACCAUGGGGAUGGAGACCAGAUCGGUGGCUGGAGAGGCUGGGGUCGGGGAGGGCAUGACCACCAGAGAAAAGGGUGAAGAGUGUUUUGGGUGGCAGAGCUGUGUGUAUGCUGGCUGUGGUUGUGAGGACAAAAUCCACACAAGUGCUCAAGUUCGUAGGCUGUACACCAGAAAAGCUGUUUCACUACAUAACUGAAAAAAUAAGAUUGAAAAAUAAGAUGUAUAUAUUUUUUGUGUGCGUGUGUAGAAAAAUACUUGAAGGUAAACUGCAGAGUGAUAACAGUGGUUCCUUCUAGGUACUGGGUUAAUAUGUGAUUUUUAUGUUUGUUUGAGCUUUUCUAAGUUUUCUACAUUUUCCAUACAAAACAUGUAUUACUUCUGUAAUAAAAGCAGCUUGAGAUUA
This is a messenger RNA of Pan troglodytes (chimpanzee), 5376 nucleotides long. RefSeq names its product protein arginine methyltransferase 2 (gene PRMT2). The transcript has 8 exons. Gene Ontology annotation, molecular function: histone methyltransferase activity; protein binding; protein-arginine N-methyltransferase activity. Bases 309 to 1043 code for a protein of 244 amino acids. Gene Ontology annotation, cellular component: nucleus. The record is from RefSeq and is a predicted model, not a curated record. Gene Ontology annotation, biological process: chromatin remodeling; peptidyl-arginine methylation, to asymmetrical-dimethyl arginine. Lineage: Eukaryota; Metazoa; Chordata; Mammalia; Primates; Hominidae.